Effrenium voratum is the source of this 672-nucleotide messenger RNA. NCBI's taxonomy places the organism in Eukaryota, Dinophyceae, Suessiales, Symbiodiniaceae. The record is from the annotation of a GenBank genome assembly.
AUGUUCGCUGUAAUCAAAACUGGUGGCAAACAGUAUACUGUUGCCGCAGACGACCUCCUGAAGGUCGAGAAACUUGACGCCGAAGCCGGCGGCACCGUCACUUUUGAAGACGUGCUCAUGGUAGGCAACGGCACGGACACCACCGUUGGGGCUCCGACCGUGGAAGGCGCCAGCGUUGUUGCGGAAGUGGUCGAUCAGGGCCGUGGCCGCAAGAUCAUUAUUUUCAAGAAGCGCCGGCGCCAGAAUUCCCGCCGUCGCAAUGGUCACCGUCAGUCCUACACCCUCGUCAAGGUGACGGACAUUCUGACAGGUGGUGCAAAGCCGGCCAAGAAGGCAGCGCCGAAAAAGGCUGCGCCGAAGGCCGACGAGCCGAAAGCCGAGGCAGCUCCGAAAGCUGAAGAAGCCAAGGCAGACGUGAAGGAAGCCAAAAAGGAAGAAGCAGCCGUUGAGCCGCUCUUCACCGCACCGGAAGGCAAGGACGAUCUGAAGAAGAUCUCCGGCGUCGGCCCGGUUCUUGAGAAGAAGCUGAACGCUCUGGGUAUCACCACCUAUGAGCAGAUCGUCAACUUCUCAGCGGAAGACAUCGCCCGCGUUGAUGAGGUCCUGAAUUUCAAGGGACGUAUCGAACGCGACAACUGGGUUGAGCAGGCCAAGGAACUGGCAGGCAACUGA